AGAGCCUAAGCCCGCCCCGGAAGUUGCGCGUUCUGUGUUUUGCUGUUUGUUUUCUUGACAGCCGCUCGGGUUCUGCUGCUGGGCUGAACUUGGCCACUGCUAAACACAUCUUCAGAGCGGCACAUCGGACGCGCAAGACAGAUGGACCCGCAGGCUCAGUCCUACAUGCUCGCGAGCCUGACGCGGCCCCACUCCGAACAGCUGCUGCAGGGCCUCCAGCUGCUGCGACAGGACCAUGAGCUGUGUGACAUUGUGCUGCGCGUGGGCGACGCCAAGAUCCAUGCCCACAAAGUGGUGCUGGCCAGCAUCAGCCCCUACUUCAAGGCCAUGUUCACAGGCAACCUGUCCGAGAAGGAGACCUCCGAGGUGGAGUUUCAGUGCAUUGACGAGGCUGCGCUACAGGCCAUAGUGGAGUAUGCCUACACGGGGACGGUGUUCAUCUCCCAGGAGACUGUAGAGUCCCUGUUACCAGCUGCCAACCUGCUCCAGGUCAAGCUGGUGCUGAAGGAGUGCUGCUCCUUCCUAGAAAGCCAGCUGGACGCUGGGAACUGUAUCGGCAUCUCCCGCUUUGCAGAGACCUACGGCUGCCAUGACCUGUGCCUGGCAGCAACCAAAUUCAUCUGCCAGAAUUUUGAGGAGGUAUGCCAGACCGAGGAGUUUUUUGAGCUGACCAGAGCAGAACUGGACGAAAUAGUGUCGAACGACUGUCUGAAGGUGGUGACAGAGGAGACUGUGUUUUACGCCCUUGAGUCGUGGAUCAAGUAUGACGUGACUGAGCGGCAGCAGCACCUGGCUCAGCUGCUGCACUGUGUGCGCCUGCCUCUGCUCAGCGUCAAGUUCCUCACCCGCCUUUAUGAGGCUAACCACCUCAUCCGUGAUGACCACGCGUGCAAGCACCUGCUCAACGAGGCCCUCAAAUACCAUUUCAUGCCUGAACACCGUCUGUCCUACCAGACGGUGCUGUCCACACAGCCGCGCUGCGCCCCCAAAGUUCUCCUCGCCAUAGGAGGCAAGGCUGGACUCUUCGCCACACUGGAGAGCACAGAGAUGUAUUUCCCCCAGACAGACUCCUGGAUUGGGCUCGCCCCCCUCAGUGUGCCACGGUAUGAGUUUGGCGUGGCGGUGUUGGACCAGAAGGUGUUUGUUGUGGGAGGGAUCGCCACUCACAUGAGGCAGGGGAUCAGCUACCGCAGACACGAGAGCACGGUGGAGCGCUGGGACCCGGACAGCAACACCUGGUCCAGCGUGGAGCGCAUGGCGGAGUGCCGCAGCACACUGGGAGUUGUAGUCCUCGCCGGGGAACUGUAUGCGCUGGGGGGCUACGAUGGCCAGUACUACCUGCAGUCUGUGGAGAAGUACGUCCCCAAGGUGAAAGAGUGGCAGCCAGUCGCGCCCAUGACCAAGUCCCGCAGCUGCUUUGCCACGGCGGUCCUGGAUGGCAUGGUGUACGCCAUCGGGGGGUACGGACCAGCUCACAUGAACAGUGUGGAGCGCUACGACCCAAGCAGGGAUGCCUGGGAGAUGGUGGCCCCCAUGGCUGACAAGCGCAUCAACUUUGGUGUGGGGGUAAUGCUGGGGUUCAUCUUCGUGGUGGGCGGUCACAACGGGGUGUCUCACCUGGCCAGCAUAGAGAGGUACGACCCCCACCAGAACCAGUGGACGGCCUGUCGACCUAUGAAUGAACCGCGCACAGGCGUUGGCUCGGCCAUAGUGGACACCUACCUGUACGUGGUGGGGGGACACUCGGGGUCGUCCUACCUGAACACAGUCCAGCGCUACGACCCCAUCACAGACAGCUGGCUGGAUGCCAGCGGCAUGAUGUACUGCCGCUGUAACUUUGGCCUCACAGCUCUAUGACCCCUGGAUUACCUGGGCAGGACUCCUUCAGAGAACACAUAGACAAAAGGGAUUUCUUUAGUUUGUCCCCACCGCCUAGUGAGUUGAAGAAGGCUCCAGGGAGCCCAGGGAGAGAGAGGGAGAGCUUGUUGGACGGACUGAAGGAAGGGUGAAGGGAGCCCAGUUUGCCGGUGCAGGGGACCAGUAGACGGCGGAGGAUGAAGGUCUGAGUCAGGAGAGGUGCAGAGCAGGAAGCUGUCUGGGUCAGGAGAGGUGCAGAGCAGGAAGCUGUCUGGGUCAGGAGAGGUGCAGAGCAGGAAGCUGUCUGGGUCAGGAGAGGUGCAGAGCAGGAAGCUGUCUGGGUCAGGAGAGGUGCAGAGCAGGAAGCUGUCUGGGUCAGGAGAGGUGCAGAGCAGGAAGCUGUCUGGGUCAGGAGAGGUGCAGAGCAGGAAGCUGUCUGAGUCAGGAGAGGUGCAGAGCAGGAAGCUGUCUGGGUCAGGAGAGGUGCAGAGCAGGAAGCUGUCUGGGUCAGGAGAGGUGCAGAGCAGGAAGCUGUCUGGGUCAGGAGAGGUGCAGAGCAGGAAGCUGUCUGGGUCAGGAGAGGUGCAGAGCAGGAAGCUGUCUGGGUCAGGAGAGGUGCAGAGCAGGAAGCUGUCUGGGUCAGGAGAGGUGCAGAGCAGGAAGCUGUCUGGGUCAGGAGAGGUGCAGAGCAGGAAGCUGUCUGGGUCAGGAGAGACUGGACGACUACAGAAGACCACUCUGCUGCUGCUGCUGGACCACAAUGAAAACUCUAAACCAAUAACCAGAGAGUUGUGGAAGAAAUCUGUCACUUUGUUUCUUUGUAGACAUUUACAAUUUACCUUGUUCAUAACAUCCUUUGUUUUCACUCCAUUCUUUAUUUCUGACAUGAGCAAAUAUGUGUGUAAAAAAUGUUUAAGGUCCUAAAUCAUGUUUAUAUAUGAAUGUGUAGCCAAGUCUUUGGAUGUGCUAAUGAGUGUGCUUGGGAGUAUGUGCAUGUGAGGAGAAAUGAUUGGUCUUUUGAGUAUAUGUGUGUGCAGAACUAAAACUCAGGCACAGUGAUCAGUUCACACACUUUAGUUUAAAAUGUCUGCUUCUAAAUCAGUGCUUCACAAAAUGAGAAAAGAAUCGGAAUCUUUAUAUUCACAUUAAAAGGGCUGCCUUUUACUCUCUUAUAAAUAGACAAAACAAAAAAGACAUAUACGAAAAUAUCCUGUAGUGCAUUGCCUGUAAAUGUUUUCUGCACUGGGUAAUUAGUUGCGUGGGUGCGUGUGUGGACGUGUGUCUUUGAUUUUAUGGUUAGAGGAGAUGUAAAAGAUCAACUAAACCCACAGAAUACACCUGAUACUUAUAUCUGUUUUAGUCCCAACCCCAAUAAGUCUGUACUAUCUUCCUCUCUGUCUCCAUCCAUCCCUCUCUCCAUCCCUCUCUCUUUCCACCCCUCUCACCAUCUCUCCAUCUUUCUCUCCCUCUCUGUGGAGUGGUGGACAAAGCCCUGGUUCUUUACCUGGGGCUGUCUGUUCUCUAAACUAACUGGUGCUAUAUUUAGGGUUCAGGAUUGGAAUGUGUGUGUGUUAGUCAUACUUGCUGGCUGUUUGAUUAUGUGCAUUAAAAGGCCCCCAGAUUGACAACCCCCCCAUCCCUCCCCUCGAUAACGCCCUGAGUCUUGCUCGAGCGUAACUCUGACCACCAGUCUUUACCCAUGAGAGGUUGUGGUAUUAAUGAGAGGUUUUAUCUCCAACAUCCCUGGAAUCCCAGAUGCUCUCCACUGUAUGAUCGGUAGUGAGGCUUUCCCCCUGGCUUCUGGUUGCUUAGGGUUAACCCUAGGGGUUAGGGGUCAGUUCUGCAGGUUACUUCCUGUUCCUGCACGCCCCGCCCCUCUGAUGCAUGCUGCACGUGCCCAGUCUGCCUCACAAGCUCGCGAAAGGAGCACCAGCCAACCAAGUGCCAAAAUAUGACCUGUGUUCACCCACCUCCCUCACACCUCCCUCACACCUCCCUUGCCACAAAUAGCUUUUCCCCCUGUGUGCCAGAAUCUCUCCUGAGUGCUGAUGUUUGUGUUUGUUCCUCUGUGCUGCUGUGUGGAUGGGGCUCUGCCCGGCUGAGCAGCUCUCAAGCUGCAGGCCCCAGGAGAGCCUGGCGCUCUUCUUUGGGCAUAGAUGGCUGCAGGUGUGCGUGUGUGAGUGUGAGCGUGUGAGAGUGAAGCCAGGGGCAGUACCAUACGCAGGGUGAUGUGACAUCAGUUCAAAUCCCCAUUUUGGUACAGAGUGUAAGUACAGUGAUGCGUUCUAAAUGUGUGCACAUGUGGGAACUGUAACAGCUCUGCAUUGCACUUACUGAACUAUGUGAUACAUAGUGUUCUUUGUAAAUAAGUCUCGUUUUAGGCUAAUGGCAUUUAGAUGAUGCAAUAAGAUUUUUGUUUCUUCUGUGAGUUAAUAUUUUGGCUUUUAAUGAAGCCUCCUUAAAGCCAAGGCAUCUCUCUCAUACUGCUGUACUGACUCACAAGCCAUGUCUAUCCACAUUGUUAGCUGUUGGUUAAACUACUCUGAUGAAACACCACUUCUUAUGGCUCAAUUGUUUCUCACUGAAUCUUGCACUCUGCAUUGACCCCAUCUCCAAAGUUGUGCAUGUUGAUUUAUUAAGGUUUGCAGAUAUUGAUAUUUCACUAAACUAAGAGGAAUAGGUGUGUUUGCUGUUGUCUUCAGAGUUUGGCUCUGAGCCAGCUGCAGGUCCAUCAAUCAGAAGAAGCCUUACUGUCCUGUGUUCUUCCAUGUACACAGUCUGUUCAUAUCGGCCAGUUUGGAUUCUCUGAAUGUGAUCUUGAGCUUAAGCAAUGAUAUGAUUGACAGCCCCCUAAACAUCCAUUUAAAGACUCUUCAGUCUUGUUAACCCUUGUGUUAUCUUCGGGUCAUUCUGACCCAUCAGUCAUUGUGACCCACCGUCGUAUUGCGACAGAUUUACCGCAUACAAAGACAAAGUGAAGCAUUUUCUUUUAACAGCUAGGCUGUCUCAGACCCCCCACAUUGCAAAGGUUAAAAGAAAAUUAUUUUAAUUUGUUUUUGUAUUGGGUAAAAUUGGGUAAACACAACGAUGGUUCGUUAUGAACCUUUGGGUCAUGUGACCCGAAGGCAGCACGAGGGUUAAAGCAAUAACAGUUUCACCAGUGUAAGAGCCUGUCAGAAUAGUGUAGGAGGUCUUCUUGUUUUCAAAACUAGAUUCUAAUUGAAACGUACAUGGCCGAGUCCAGGUGGACUAAGUGGACUUAAGGAUAUAAUUCUUAAAAAUAUUAUUUUGUACAGAAAAAAAAUAUGAAAUUGCUGUCAUACUUCUGGAGAAAAAGAAAAUGUUACAUUAGCCAUUGUGUAUUGAAUAUUAAGUUGUCUGUAUGUGUUUCUGUUAUUUAUUUAAUGUUUCUUGUCAUAACCUUUAGCUUUUGAGAAGAUUGGCUGCUUUGGUCUGUCUACAGUGGACCUGCUAAAGAUCAGCUAGAACCCUGAUCACACAGGCGUGACGCCGGCCGGGUGUCUCCAGGCGUGACGCCGGCCGGGUGUCUCCAGGCGUGACGCCGGCCGGGUGUCUCCAGGCGUGACGCCGGCCGGGUGUCUCCAGGCGUGACGCCGGCCGGGUGUCUCCAGGCGUGACGCCGGCCGGGUGUCUCCAGGCGUGACGCCGGCCGGGUGUCACAGGCGUGACGCCGGCCGGGUGUCCCAGGCAAGCAUUCAUGUUCCGAGCAUGUCAUGUAUGGAUGUUGAUGUGAGUACAUAAGAGAGAGAACACCGUUUCCUCUACGUGGUUAACUGGCCUACUCUACUUUGGGGUGAUAGCGCUUAACCACUCGUGGGAUCUGAAAACGUGAAACUGCAAAAUGAAGGGAUGUAUAAAAUGUUUUUUUUUGUUUUUUUAAGAUGGCCUAACCAUGUGUUGUUUUGCCACCAGUCUCACCAAAGUGCUUGUUUUACUAAGGAAGGCAGAGGGACUACUAAUAUCAAGUCUGGGAGGAAUUGUCACUAGUUUUGUGUCUGGAUGAAAUCCUGAACCAGAUGUCAAUGUUAGCCAAACCAAUUACAACUACAAGCUUCUUUUACAUUUCCCAUUGUGUGUCUGAACUGUGACUGAAGUAAGGUGAUAAUCUUGAAUUUUAUAUCCUGUGGAUUAUUACUGGAACUACAAGAUAACCUACAUGUUUUUUUCACAUUUUAUCAUGCUUUGAUUAAAUACAUUUUACAUCUUAGCCAGUUUGUUUGUGGUGCAUUUGUACCCAGUUAAAAUUAAUAAAUGCUUUAAAAGGUA
Osmerus eperlanus (European smelt) is the source of this 6144-nucleotide messenger RNA. RefSeq names its product kelch-like protein 28. Gene Ontology annotation, molecular function: protein binding. The transcript has 7 exons. NCBI's taxonomy places the organism in Eukaryota, Metazoa, Chordata, Actinopteri, Osmeriformes, Osmeridae. The coding region runs from base 142 to 1857 and encodes 571 amino acids. The record is from RefSeq and is a predicted model, not a curated record.